Erinaceus europaeus (western European hedgehog) is the source of this 6789-nucleotide messenger RNA. RefSeq names its product trinucleotide repeat containing adaptor 6C (gene TNRC6C). NCBI's taxonomy places the organism in Eukaryota, Metazoa, Chordata, Mammalia, Eulipotyphla, Erinaceidae. The transcript has 22 exons. Gene Ontology annotation, biological process: positive regulation of nuclear-transcribed mRNA poly(A) tail shortening; miRNA-mediated post-transcriptional gene silencing. Gene Ontology annotation, molecular function: RNA binding; protein binding. The coding region runs from base 14 to 6556 and encodes 2180 amino acids. Gene Ontology annotation, cellular component: nucleoplasm; P-body. The record is from RefSeq and is a predicted model, not a curated record.
CCAGCCCUCCAGUAUGCAGAUGUAUGAGGUCACGUGUCAGGGGCCGGGACCACUUCCUGUUGGAGGCCUGCGCGGGGCGGGGAAGGGGGCGCAAGCGCCCCGUCUGGCUGGAGCGGGGGGAGGGGGGUUCUUGUCAGUUAGAGCAACAAGAUGGCCGCGGUGGCAGCUCCGCACCUCAGCGCGACGGCCCGGGGAGUCGCAGCCACCCCUGCCGACCCUGCCGUCCCACAGUCCUGAGCGCCGCCCCGGCCAAACCGCCGCCCCUGACCGGGCCGUCCCAACGGCCGCCGCGCUCCUGCCGUCGCCGUCGCGGGCCCGCCCGAGUCGGAGGCGGAGGGAGCGGAGCCGGCCGAACGCCCAGCGCAGCCGCCGCAGCCGUCACCGCUCGGGAGUCCGGGCCGCGCCGCAGCAGCCGUCCCGCCCGCGGGCGCUAGAAGGAGGGCGCGUCGCGGCGUCGCCGGGGCCGGACCUGGACCUGCCGGGACGCGCCGCCGCCCACCCGCCUGCGCCGCCGCCGCCGCCGCCGCCGCCUGCUCCGGGACCUGAGCCCGCGGCGCCGGCGCUGAGCGGGCCCCCGCCGUCCGAGCGCCCCGCAGGCCCCGGGUCAGCCGUUCGAGCUGUCGUGGUCGUCGCCGCCGCCGCUAGGCCAGCGCCGCGGGAGCCCCGCCGAGGAGCCGCCGCCGCGGCCGCCGGGGACGGAGCCCAGGGAGAAAGAACAAGAAACACAAAAAGAGGAACGUUUGAUGGAAGAAAAGAAAAAGAAAAAGCAGGAAGAAAAGAAAAAGAAGGAAGGUGCUCAGAAAAAGUGCCAGAACCUACAAAGACCUGUUCCAGCCAGCCCCAACCUGCCAGUACCAGUACCAGUACUUCCACCAGCACUCUCUCCAGUAGCAGCAAUGGCAAACGCACACCUGCCAGUGGCCAGCAGCCAGCUGCAUCCCGUUACCUGCCUCGUGAGGUGCCUCCACGCUUCCGCCAGCAAGAACAGAAGCAGCUAUUAAAGAGAGGUCAGCCAUUGCCUACCGGGACUCUGACCAGUGUGAGCCCUACCCAGGGAGCUGGGUCCACAGGGGUGAGCCCCCCUCCCCUCCCCGGAGCUGGAGCUGGAGCUGGAGCUGGAGCACAGCAGCAUCCCAGUAAGCUCCAACCAGAUCUCACUCACGGUGGAUUGGCAGAUCAUUAUGAGAAUCCCCACUGGGGACAGCAGCCCAAUUACAGAAGCGAAGCCAACUGCUGCUGGGAUAAAGUGAUAAUAGACAGGACUGAUAAAGAGGCGUGGCCUUCCAUCACAGGAACAGAGACUGAAUCUGCCUCAGAAUGUACUACAGACACUGACUCUGCCUCCAACUGUGGCUCAGAGAACAGUAGCAUGGCUACAGGGAGUGCCCAGGGCAACUUCACUGGACAUACCAAGAAGACUAAUGGCAAUAAUGGCACCAAUGGCGCACUCGUCCAAAGCCCUUCUAAUCCGAGUGCCCUUGGAGCAGGGGGAGCAAACGGGAAUGGAAACGCAGCCAGAGUGUGGGGUGUAGCUGCAGGUUCCAGCUCCGGCCUCACCCACUGCUCUCUUGGUGGUGGGGAUGGGAAAAUGGACAAUAUGAUUGGAGAUGGAAGAAGUCAGAAUUGCUGGGGUGCUUCCAACUCCAAUGCUGGCAUUAAUCUUAACCUUAACCCUAAUGCCAACCCAGCUGCCUGGCCUGUACUUGGACAUGAAGGAACUGUGGCAACAGGCAACCCUUCCAGUAUUUGCAGUCCAGUCAGUGCCAUCGGCCAAAAUCUGGGCAACCAGAAUGGGAACCCAGCAGGUACUUUAGGUGCCUGGGGAAACUUGCUACCGCAAGAGAGCACAGAACCACAGACAUCCACUUCUCAGAAUGUGUCUUUCAGCGUACAACCUCAGAACCUUAACACUGAUGGACCAAAUAACACUAACCCCAUGAACUCUUCACCAAACCCUAUCAAUGCAAUGCAGACAAAUGGACUGCCAAACUGGGGCAUGGCUGUUGGUAUGGGAGCCAUCAUCCCACCCCACCUGCAAGGCCUUCCUGGUGCUAAGGGAUCAUCAGUUUCCCAAGUCAGUGGGGGUGGUGGUGAAGGAAUCAGCAAUUCUGUGUGGGGACUGUCCCCAGGUAACCCUGCCACAGGAAAUAACAAUUCUGGGUUCAAUCAGGGGAAUGGAGACACUGUGAACUCAGCAUUAAGUGCUAAACAAAAUGGAUCCAGCAGUGCUGUACAAAAAGAAGGAAAUGGAGGAAACGUUUGGGAUUCCGGACCUCCUGCUGGUCCCGGAAUACUCACUUGGGGGAGGGGCAGUGGCAACAGUGGUGUUAGUAAUAUCCAUGCGGGAGCUUGGGGCCACCCCAGCCGAAGCACCUCCUCUAAUGGUGUGAAUGGGGAGUGGGGAAAGCCCCCCAACCAGCAUUCCAAUAGUGACAUCAAUGGGAAAGGAUCAACAGGGUGGGACAGUCCUGGUAUGAGCAGCCAGAACCCUGCCAUGCAGCCUGGUAGUGAACACAUGAACUCCUGGGCCAAAGCUGCGUCUUCUGGCACUACAGCAAGUGAAGGAAGUGGCGAUGGUUCUGGCAGUCACAAUGAAGGAAGCACUGGGAGGGAAGGAGUAGAAGGACGAAGGCGAGAGAAGGGGAUUUUAGACCAAGGGCACAUCCAAUUGCCAAGGAAUGAUCUUGACCCAAGAGUUCUGUCUAAUACUGGUUGGGGACAGACUCCAGUAAAGCAAAACACUGCCUGGGAAUUUGAAGAAUCCCCUAGGUCUGAGAGGAAAAAUGACAAUGGGACAGAGGCCUGGGGUUGUGCAGCUACUCAGCCUUCCAACUCAAGCGGGAAGAACGAUGGGUCCAUCAUGGACAGUACAAAUACCUCUUCAGUAUCUGGGUGGGCCAGCUCCCCGACAGCUGCUGUGCCAGCGAACACAGGUUGGGGAGACAGCAGCAACAAAGCGCCAAAUGGCCCAGGGGUUUGGGGGGACUCAAUAAGCUCUACUGCUGUUAAUAAUGCUGCUGCUGCCAAGAGCGGCCACACUUGGAGUGGGACCGUAAAUCAGGAGGACAAGUCACCCACCUGGGGUGAGCCUCAGAAACCCAAAUCUCAAAACUGGGGAGAUGGACAGAAGUCUAAUCCAGCCUGGAGUGCAGGAGGGGGAGACUGGGCAGAUUCAUCUGUCAUUGGACACUUGGGGGAUGGGACAAAAAAUGGCUCUGGAUGGGAUGCUGACAGUAAUCGAUCAGGGUCUGGUUGGAAUGAUACUACAAGGUCUGGGACCAGUGGCUGGGGCAAUGGCACAAAUGCCAAGGUGAAUCCAGGUACAAACUGGGGAGAGUCUUUAAAACCUGGCCCCCAACAGAACUGGGCCAACAAACCCUCAGACAACAAUGUGAGUAACUGGGGAGGAGCUGCUUCUGUUAAACAGACAGGUACAGGGUGGGUCGGGGGCCCGGUCCCUGUCAAGCAGAAGGACAGCAGGGAAGCCACAGGCUGGGAAGAGCCUUCUCCACCAUCCAUUCGACGCAAAAUGGAAAUUGAUGAUGGUACCUCAGCUUGGGGUGACCCGAGCCAUUACAACAAUAAAACUGUAAACAUGUGGGACAGAAACAACCCAGGCAUCCAGAACAGUACCACAGCCAACACCACCACCACCACCACCACCAGUAACAGCACGAGCUCGGGUGAAGCACCGCCAGUACACCCAGCCAGCACCCAGCUGACUCGGUCACCGCUGCUUGGCCCAGUGUCCUCAGGCUGGGGAGAAAUGCCUAAUGUUCAUUCAAAGGCUGAAAACUCUUGGGGAGAACCAUCCUCCCCGUCUUCCUUGGUUGAUAAUGGCACAGCAGCAUGGGGCAAGCCACCCAGCAGUGGCAGCGGCUGGGGAGAUCAGCCUCCAGAACCAGCAGUGACAUUUGGAAGAGUUGGCGCUCCUGCUACUGCCCCAGCCCUAUGCAAACCAGCUUCAAAAUCUAUGCAAGAAGGCUGGGGCAGUGGUGGGGAUGACAUGAACCUCGGUACCAGUCAGUGGGAAGAUGAAGAAGGGGGCAUGUGGAACAAUGUUGCCUCCCAGGACAGCACCUCCUCCUGCAGCUCCUGGGGGAAUGCCCCCAAGAAAGGACUCCAAAAGGGCAUGAAAACGUCUGGCAAACAGGAUGAGGCCUGGAUCAUGAACCGGUUGAUCAAACAACUCACAGACAUGGGCUUCCCGAGAGAGCCAGCUGAAGAGGCCUUGAAGAGUAAUAAUAUGAAUCUUGAUCAGGCCAUGAGUGCUCUGCUGGAAAAGAAGGUGGACAUGGACAAGCGAGGCCUGGGAGUUUCUGACUACAAUGGAAUGGUCACCAAACCCCUUGGCUGCCGUCCACCAAUCUCCAAAGAGUCUUCCGUGGACCGCCCCACCUUUCUUGACAAGCUCACCCUUUCUUUCUCCAAUCAGGAUGGCGGCCUAGUGGAAGAGCCCACGACUUCACCAUUUUUGCCUUCACCAAGCCUGAAGCUCCCCCUUUCAAACAGUGCACUCCCUAAUCAGGCCCUGGGUGGGGUUGCCUCAGGGCUGGGCAUGCAAAACUUGAAUUCUUCUCGACAGAUCCCGAGUGGCAAUCUGGGCAUGUUUGGCAGCAGUGGAGCAGCACAAGCCAGGACAAUGCAGCAGCCGCCGCAGCCCCCCGCGCCGCCUCUGAACUCCUCCCAGCCCAGCCUCCGCGCUCAAGUGCCUCAGUUUCUAACCCCUCAGGUUCAAGCACAGCUUUUGCAGUUUGCAGCAAAAAACAUUGGUCUCAACCCUGCACUAUUAACCUCGCCAAUUAAUCCUCAGCAUAUGACGAUGUUGAACCAGCUCUAUCAGCUGCAGCUGGCAUACCAACGUUUACAAAUCCAGCAGCAGAUGCUACAGGCCCAGCGUAAUGUUUCCGGACCCAUGAGACAACAGGAGCAGCAAGUUGCACGCACAAUCACUAACCUGCAGCAGCAGAUCCAACAGCACCAGCGCCAGCUGGCCCAGGCCCUGCUCGUGAAGCCACCACCCCCGCCGCACCUGUCUCUGCACCCCUCUGCAGGCAAAUCGGCCAUGGACAGCUUCCCCCCUCACCCCCAGACCCCCGGCCUACCUGACCUGCAGACCAAAGAGCAGCAGUCUUCACCCAACACCUUUGCUCCUUACCCUCUUGCUGGACUGAACCCGAACAUGAAUGUCAGCAGUAUGGACAUGACUGGUGGUUUGUCAGUGAAGGACCCAUCCCAGUCCCAGUCGCGCCUCCCUCAGUGGACACACCCCAACCCAAUGGAUAACUUGCCCGGUGCUGCUUCUCCUCUUGAUCAGAACCCUAGUAAGCAUGGUGCUGUCCCUGGAGGUCUAAGCAUUGGGCCUCCAGCUAAGUCCUCCAUUGAUGACUCCUAUGGCCGGUACGAUUUAAUCCAGAACAGUGAGUCACCAGCCAGUCCUCCUGUAGCUGUUCCCCAUAGCUGGUCACGUGCCAAAUCUGACAGCGAUAAAAUCUCAAAUGGCUCCAGCAUCAGUUGGCCCCCAGAAUUCCAUCCUGGAGUUCCAUGGAAAGGGCUUCAGAAUAUAGAUCCUGAGAAUGACCCUGAUGUCACUCCUGGAAGUGUCCCCACGGGGCCUACUAUCAAUACCACCAUACAGGAUGUCAACCGCUACCUCCUCAAGAGUGGAGGGUCUUCCCCACCAUCAUCUCAGAAUGCCACGCUGCCUUCCUCGAGUGCCUGGCCGCUCAGUGCCUCCGGCUACAGUCGCUCUUUCAGCAGCCUUGCGCCCGCACCUAGUAUUACAGGUAAGCUGUCAGACAUUAAAUCAACGUGGUCCUCUGGCCCUGCCUCCCACACGCAAGCCUCUCUAUCUCACGAGCUGUGGAAGGUGCCCAGAAACACUACUGCACCCACCAGGCCACCUCCAGGGUUAACCAAUCCCAAGCCUUCCUCCACCUGGGGAGCCAGCCCCCUCGGCUGGACCAGCUCUUACUCCUCAGGUUCUGCUUGGAGCACUGACACCUCAGGAAGAGCAAGCAGCUGGCUCGUUCUUCGGAACCUCACACCCCAGAUUGAUGGCUCCACCCUCCGGACGCUGUGUUUGCAGCAUGGUCCUCUCAUCACAUUCCACCUGAACCUGACACAAGGCAACGCCGUGGUCCGGUACAGCUCCAAGGAGGAGGCUGCCAAGGCCCAGAAGUCCCUACACAUGUGUGUUCUGGGAAACACUACCAUCCUGGCCGAGUUUGCUGGUGAAGAAGAAGUGAAUCGUUUCUUAGCCCAAGGCCAACCGCUGCCACCCACCUCCAGCUGGCAGUCCAGCUCUGGGACCAACCAGACUCGACUGGGCACCUCAGGCAGUUCCCAUGGCCUGGUGCGGAGCGAUGCGGGCCACUGGAAUGCAGCAGCGUGCCUGGCCAGCAAAGGGAGCAGCGACUUGCUGUGGGGUGGGGUUCCCCAGUACUCAAGCAGCCUGUGGGGUCCACCCAGCACCGAUGAUGGCAGGGUGAUCGGAAGCCCCACCCCACUGAAUACUCUGCUUCCUGGUGACCUCCUCAGUGGGGAGUCCAUCUAGGCCUGAGAGGACCCCUGGGCACCACAGUCAUCAGCACUAGGAGGAAAAGCUGACCCUUCCCAGUCUGGGCGGCGCCGAGGACCCCGCUUGACCCACGCAGCCCAGCAGCCCUUCCGAGUACCUCUGUCCAGAACUGAAGACAAACCUUCGCCGCGGCUCUUGAGAACUGUUCCCGAGACAGUGCGGGCUGCGCUUGGGCAGUGUCACAUGCUAAUGACAGGUUGUUUCUCAUA